AUGGGUAAAUUUUUGGAAUGUGUCAUUGCUAAUCGGUUGGAGGUUAUCAUCAGUGAAGGUAGUGGACUAUCUAGAGGCCAGUACGGAUUUAGGCUCGGCGUGUCCACAAGCGAUGCUGUGCAGAAAGUUAAAGAAGUUGAAGUCCCGGCUAUAAAUCCGGCUAGCUCAGAAGAAAAAGUGACAGCACCUCAUAGCAGUCAAGUGAAAAAUCAGAAUCCGCAAAAUAGAGGAAAAUUUAAUAAAAACACAUGUUUUAAAUGCGGAAAGCACGGACACUUUGGUCGAGAUUGCCGAGCAAGCAAAAUAACGUUGCCAACGGCGGGCAGCAGAAUGAAUACCGUUGAAAAAUACUACAAUUAUUGCAAAAAAGCAGGACAUUUCAGGGAAAAUUGUUGGGCCCUGAAUGAUAAAAAAAACAGGAAGUAUCCAGGAAAGAAAUCAAAAGAUACAUCACAUAAGAAGCAAAAUAAAAAACAGACUCAAAGUGACAAUAGCGACUCAUUCGAGAAUGAGGAUAGAAGCAAUAAAAAGAAAAAGGCUAUAACGAUGGCAGAGCUUCAAAUUACAGAGGUAAACGCUACACAAGCAGGUCUGGACGUUGUAAAACUGCCAAUUCAAGAAACAAAGCGUGAAAAAGCGGAAUUACUGUAUGACACGGAGGCUUCAGUGUCACUUAUUAAAAAGAAAUGCUUAAAGGGGAAAACCCCCGCGGAAUUAACCAGCGUAGAAUUAACAGGAGUUACGGGACAAAGCUUGUGUGAUAGAAAACUUUAUGGCAACCAUCCAAAGUAUAACGUUACUCAUGACUACAAGAAAGGAAAAAUUCUCGUAGAACAAAAGACGUUGGCCUUGCAACCUUAUAAAAACGUAGAAAUACCAUCAAGAUGUGAGGCCAUUAUACAAGCAGUAGCGGAUAGCAACCAGGUAGGCUUAAUUAAAGCAGAAGAGAAGCAGCCAGAAACAUUAAUCGGUAACUGUCUCGUACAACCUAAGAACUAUUUAUGCCCCGUGAACAUCAUUAAUACGAUGGAACAAACCGUAAAACUACAGAUUCAGCAGAUAAAAGUUAAGCCGUUAACAGACAUUGACGGAAGCCUAGGAAUCAACAUCGUGGAAAACGGAGAACCGCCGAGUAAAACAAACACAGUAAGACAUCAGAUUUCGGUCAGAGCCGAUACCGCGCCGAUUAAUGUAAGGCUAUACCGACUGCCGGAGAAACAUAAAAUAGAGGUCGACAAACAGAUAAAAGAAAUGUUGGAAAAUGAAACAAUUCGGCCUAGCAAGAUAGUAGAUUUUCGACGUCUAAACGACGUAACCAUUGGAGAUUCGUUCCCUCUGCCUAACAUAACGGAAAUCUUGGAUCAGCUGGGAAAUGCUAAGUAUUUCUCCACGCUGGACUUGGCGUCGGGGUAUCAUCAAAUACCCAUAGAAGAAACGGACAAGUGCAAGACAGCAUUUUUGAAACCGUACGAGCAUUCCGAAUAUAAUAGAAUGCCCUUUGGUUUGAAAAACGCGCCAGCCACGUUUCAGAGACUGAUGAACUCGGUUUUGUCCGGAUUACAGAGCAUGAAAUGUUUCAUAUAUCUAGAUGAUAUAGUGAUACAUGGAGCCAGUCUGGAGGAACACAGAAAACGACUAAAAGAUGUGGUGAAGGAUAUACAAGCUUUCAUAGGUUUAGCAGGCUACUAUCGGAAAUUCAUUGACCAAUUCUCAAGAAUUGCAAAAUCUCUGACUCAGCUAACACGAAAAGGAGUUAACUUCGAGUGGGUCCAGGAACAGCAGCAAGCGUUCGAGAUAUUAAAAGAAAAACCGACGCAUCAGGUUACGCAAUCGGAGCUGUCUUGUCGCAAGGUCCGAUAUGACAAGAUAAACCUAUCGCAUAUGCAAGCCAAGUAUUAA
Molecule: messenger RNA, 1899 nt
Organism: Pseudomyrmex gracilis
Lineage: Eukaryota; Metazoa; Arthropoda; Insecta; Hymenoptera; Formicidae
Exons: 7
Coding region: 1-1899 (632 amino acids)
Molecular function (GO): nucleic acid binding; zinc ion binding
Source: RefSeq, a predicted model, not a curated record